AUGAACCAGAACAACCACACAAUUGUGAAGGAAUUUGUCUUCCUGGAACUCACUCGAUUUCAGGAGCUGGAGCGCUUCUUGUUUGUGGUCUUCCUUCUUGUGUAUGUAACAACUGUGUUGGGCAAUGCCCUCAUUGUGGUCACUGUCACCUGUGAAUCCCGCCUCCACACGCCCAUGUACUUUCUACUGCGAAAUAAGUCCGUCCUGGACAUUAUCUUUUCAUCCAUCACUGUCCCCAAGUUCCUGGUGGAUCUUUUAUCAAGGAGGAAGACCAUCUCCUACAAUGGCUGCAUGGCACAGAUCUUUCUCUUCCACUUUGUUGGUGGGGCAGAUGUCUUUUUCCUCUCUGUAAUGGCCUAUGACAGAUACCUUGCAAUCGCCAAACCCCUCCACUACGUGAGCAUGAUGAGGAGAGAGGUGUGGUUAGCCUUGGUGGUGGCUUCCUGGGUGGGAGGUGGUCUGCAUUCAAUUGUCCAGACAAUUGUUAUGCUUCCACUUCCCUUCUGUGGCCCCAACAUUCUGGACACCUUCUAUUGUGAUGUGCCCCAGGUGGUAAAACUGGCCUGCACUGACAUCUCUGCCGUGGAAAUUUUCAUGAUUGCUCACAACGGACUACUGACCCUACUGUGGUUCCUCCUACUUCUGGGGUCCUACACUGCUAUUCUGGUGAUGCUGCGAUCCCACUCUGGGGAGGGGUGGAACAAGACCCUGUCCACUUGCACCUCCCACAUCAUGGUGGUGACCCUCCAUUUUGUGCCAUGCAUUUAUGUUUACUGUCGCCCUUUCAUAACACUGCCCAUGGACACUGCAAUAUCCCUCAAUAACACAAUCAUCACUCCCAUGCUGAACCCUAUGAUCUACACUCUAAGGAACCAAGAGAUGAAGUCAGCCAUGAAAAGACUACAAAGACGACUUCAAUCAUCUGAAAGCAGUGUACUAGGGUGA
Messenger RNA from Elephantulus edwardii (Cape elephant shrew), 945 nucleotides. Its product is annotated as olfactory receptor 4D6-like. NCBI's taxonomy places the organism in Eukaryota, Metazoa, Chordata, Mammalia, Macroscelidea, Macroscelididae. The coding region runs from base 1 to 945 and encodes 314 amino acids. The transcript has a single exon. Gene Ontology annotation, cellular component: membrane. Gene Ontology annotation, molecular function: olfactory receptor activity; G protein-coupled receptor activity. Gene Ontology annotation, biological process: G protein-coupled receptor signaling pathway. The record is from RefSeq and is a predicted model, not a curated record.